Cannabis sativa is the source of this 564-nucleotide messenger RNA. RefSeq lists its product as uncharacterized. NCBI's taxonomy places the organism in Eukaryota, Viridiplantae, Streptophyta, Magnoliopsida, Rosales, Cannabaceae. The transcript has a single exon. The record is from RefSeq and is a predicted model, not a curated record. Bases 1 to 564 code for a protein of 187 amino acids.
AUGAAGUUAACAAUUGAUGCAAGUUUAGAAGAACAAAUUAAUCAAGAGAAAAAACAUUGGAAACAAGUGUUAGAGAGAAUUCUUGCUAUUGUAAAAAGAUUUGGGCAAAAUAAUUUGGCAUUUCGAGGAGAUCGUGAAAAACUAUAUGAGAAAAACAAUGGGAAUUUCUUACAAAUUAUAGAAUUACUUGCUGAAUUUGAUUCAACUAUGCAAGAACAUGUUCGUCGUAUUUUAAGAGGUGAGACUCAUUAUCAUUAUUUGAGUCACAAGAUUCAAAAUGAAAUGAUACAACUUCUGGCAACUGAGGUGAAAAGCUCGAUAAUUAGUAGAAUUAAAGAAGCAAAAUAUUUUUCAGUCAUACUAGAUUGUACUCCAGAUCCAAGUAAUGAUGAACAUAUGUCUCUUGUUUUAAGAUGUGUGAAUGUUUCAGAAAGUCCAAUAUUUGUUGAUGAGUAUUUUUUAGGAUUCAUAAAAGUUCAUGACACAUCAGGGCUUGGUUUGCUUAAAGAACUUUUAGAUGCGUUGAAUAUUCUUGGACUUGAUGUUGAUAAUAUAAGAGGAUAA